AUGUUCGGAACGUCCUCGCAACAGAUCUCUAUUUCAGGCGCAGGGCGCUACAGGACGCUGCCAAACAGCCGAUGGGAUGAUGCAACAAACGCCGCCUGUCUCGGAACCCACCGCUUGACUCUCGCACCCAUCAUCAGGCAGCCCAUGUUGACUCACCCUACUGGCGAUAAAGCGGAGCUAAUCGCCGCUCUGGAAGGUCUAUUCGCGAAAUAUUUCAACGAGAAGGAUGAGUCUGCGAAGGAGAAGACGCUGGAAGACAAGUUCUGGGGGACUUACCUGAGGUCUAUGAAGGAGGAGGACGAUGCGCUCCCUAAGGAUUGGGAUGGUGAUACUGGAAGCAUCUUGACAUUCACCGGUCUCUUUGCUGCGACGGUAGCGGCUUUUCUCAUCGAGAGCUACAAGACACUUUCCCGCGAUUCCGGUGACCAAACCGUCGUACUUCUCACUCAACUACUUGCCGCAACGAGGAAUGCAUCCUCGAACCCUGUCAAUCCCACUCCGUCUGCGUUCAGCGCCUCUCCUUCAAAUGUCAUAGUCAAUGCGCUCUGGUUCUGUAGCUUGGCUAUCGCUCUUGCAUGCGCUCUCUUGGCGACUCUUGUACAACAGUGGUCUCGAGACUAUGUCCGAAGCAUCAACAGGCGAGACCUUGACGGGGACAUCGCCGGACGAGCGCUAAACCAUGUCUACAUACGGAUGGGCGUUGAGCGUUAUGGUCUUGGGGGAGUCGUCAACCUCAUCGUUGCUCUCGUACACCUCGCCGUCAUCAUAUUCGCGGCCGGCCUCUUAAUCUUUCUUUUCCCCAUCAACGACAUCGUAUCGUGGUGCACUCUCGUUGCACUUGCCGUAUUCGGCCUGGCCUACGUCGUUGCCAGUGUGAUGCCCAUAUUUGACGCGAGCUGCCCUUAUCGCACACCUUUAACAUAUCCUCUGGACUUGAUCUGGUUGCUUGGCCAGUUUACAUCCAAGGUCUCUGUGCGGUCAGCGAAAAGAUUAUACCUGAAGUGGAUUCGUCGAUGGAUUCGUAAGAUACUUCAUAAACUAGGGGCCAAAGCAGCGGGACCUCGCGACACAAUGUCGACGAUCACCCCCCACUAUUCUGCCCAGUUUCAGACAUGGAUACCCUGGGAUCACAUCCCAGGAACAAGGGUUUCUCAAUCGAUUGAUCAAGUACACUCGCUCGAAGCGCCUCUGAGGAGUCGUGCGCUGUCGAUCUCUUUUAUCGUUACGAGCAUUCAACGCAUUAGAUCAUCUUUCUCUGGCAUCAUCAUGCAAAUUUGGGAGAAAGGUGAGGAUCUGCGUGACCUCUGGCCCUCACGCAUGUCUGUCGCUCGAAGACGGAGAGAGUACCGGCGAUAUGAAGUGCUUUCGUCACUUGGGCGCUUCACAUUCCUUUGGAAACGCACCGGCCGUCAUAUGCUCUGGGGAGAGCCAGACAGUCUCGACGCGUUGCUUGCCUCGCUACUGCAUAUCUUGGGAUCGAUGAGGGAGGCUAGUGAUCGCCUAGCGUUGAUUGAAUAUCUGCAGGACUCUUCGCUCGUCGUACUUCGUCUGGAAAGUUUGAUUCUACGUGAUUUCCCCAAAGUCGAUAAUGGCAGACGGAUCGCAGCCCUGAAGUUGAUUUGUGCCUUGGCGCAAACAUUUUAUACAUCAGGACACGAUCUUCAAUCUUUUUCGUCGUCAAGCGCCGAAUGGAGGUUUACGGAUUGCAUACUCGUCAUGUUCGCUACCCCCGUCAUACCUUUCGAUACCUCAAAACCUGAUCGCGAUGUCACCCAGAUGCAUGGUCCAGCAGCAUUCCUCGUUAUGUUCCAUCUUCGCUGGUUCUUAAUGACCGAGGCCCAUCGAUCCCUGCGGGGGCUGGCAGAAGGACCGGUCAAUCUUGAUCUCAUGAAGUUCAACCCGUUGUACUUUCCAGAUGACCACAAACUGAGUCAGCACCGGCGGUGGGACUUGUUGACUAGUGACGUUCGACUUCUCAAACAUCCGAGGGCAUCAUUGUUGUUACUGAACACUCGCACGUGGGACCCCGUACAGGAUGUCGGCUUGUCUCAUUUCCUUGAAGGAGAAGAGGAUGCUGAAUCUUGUCUGCUUCCCCUCCACGAUGGAGAAUGCUGUCGUAGCCGGGAUGGUCGUUUAGAACACGUAGCGGCGUGCAUGAUCCUGACGAUGCUCGCAUAUCUCCUGCGCGUACCGGACGAGGAUCGGGAUAAGCUGAUGCAAGAGCACCUCCGCGACUAUAGCAAACUCUGGGAUCAUGGGCUUUCCUUCACAAGAUGGGAUCAUACGUUCGAGAUGAGCGCGCAAGAUCGUCGAUAUGAGCCGUCCAAGGCAUUCCUCUCUGUCUUGCGCGAAGCUGGGCUUGAGGAAUGGCUACGGCCGGGCCGCGGUACCGCGUUCUUGCCUCCAACCAAUACGCCGCUCGGCCAGUUCCUCAUCACUCCAGUGGAAGGAGCGCGCCAAUCGUGGGAAACGCCGGCAACUACAAUCGCCGAUAUGCUUCGCGUCCUGAUGGAGCAUGUAGAUAUGAGUGCGGUCCACUCUGGUCUACCUGAGAGCUUCCAAUGGCUUCUCUCGGAUGCUUCAGUGCCGGACGACCUUGCAAAUGAGGGUGGAGAUCAACUGCACCCUACCAACAAACACGACGAGAUAACGGUACCUUGUGACGCGCAAGGAGACCCUCAAGCGACACUCUGCGGUCCAGUACACCCGCUACGGCACAGAGGCAGUGGGUUAUGUCUAGAAGAAGUGGUCGUUCACUCGGCUUCGGGUGUUGCGAUGGAGUGA
Molecule: messenger RNA, 2784 nt
Organism: Peniophora sp. CBMAI 1063
Lineage: Eukaryota; Fungi; Basidiomycota; Agaricomycetes; Russulales; Peniophoraceae
Source: the annotation of a GenBank genome assembly